CUUCUUUCUUUUACCCAUUUUCUUAGUAAUUGUUUCAAGUUCUGGAUAUGGCCUCCAUGAACACUACUAGGGCUAUUGCUCUCUUUCUUUGUUUCAACGUUCUCUUUUUCACUUUUGCUAGUGCAUGUGGAGGCGGUUGUCCUCCAAAACCAAAGCCAAAGCCAAAGCCAAAGCCAGGCAAAUGCCCUAAGGAUGCACUAAAAUUAGGUGUAUGUGCAAAUGUCCUUAGCGGAUUGCUUAAUAUUACUAUUGGUAACCCUCCAAAGAAACCAUGCUGCACAUUGAUUCAAGGUCUUGCUGACCUCGAGGCUGCUGUUUGCCUUUGCACCGCGAUUAAAGCAAACAUUCUAGGUAUCAACCUUGACAUCCCACUUUCCCUAAGCCUGCUCCUUAACGUCUGCAGCAAGAAUGUCCCAAAGGGCUUCGUAUGUGCCUAGAGUGCGAAGAGGGCUUCCUGAAGACUGAAGUACUUUUGAACUUUUGUUUUCUUCUGUUCUUUUUUUUUCUCUUGAUUUCGAAAUUCUUGUUAUGUGUGAUACCAGAAAAGCAAUCUGGUGUGUAUAUUUACUUGGUAACUUCUUGUUUCCAUUUGUACUAAUAGUUGUGUUGUUUGA
Molecule: messenger RNA, 614 nt
Organism: Coffea eugenioides
Lineage: Eukaryota; Viridiplantae; Streptophyta; Magnoliopsida; Gentianales; Rubiaceae
Product: putative lipid-binding protein AIR1
Exons: 1
Coding region: 48-437 (129 amino acids)
Source: RefSeq, a predicted model, not a curated record